Penicillium vulpinum is the source of this 921-nucleotide messenger RNA. RefSeq lists its product as uncharacterized. Bases 1 to 921 code for a protein of 306 amino acids. Lineage: Eukaryota; Fungi; Ascomycota; Eurotiomycetes; Eurotiales; Aspergillaceae. The record is from RefSeq and is a predicted model, not a curated record. The transcript has a single exon.
AUGACAACCCCCCCCCCCCCCCCCACUGGGCCCGUGGAAGUCUCCCGAGGGUUCAGUCUUGCACUCGAUCGUGCCAUUUCUGCCCGCCGGGAAUUCGCGAAACAUGAAAUUGAAGAGGUGGACGAGGCUGCCAAGGAAAGCCACGGAUUCUUCGUGGACGUGCUUGAGCAGGUCCGCCAAACCCUGCGCCCACUAAUGCCCAAGAGGCAAGCGGAUAUGCCAGGAGUCAAAAAAGAUGAGAAGUCACUGGCCAAUAAAUUCGAGCAUCUUGAAUUAGAAGAACAAUCAGAAGCCUUUCUCAAUGCGCCUGAUGGUCCUAAGCCAGUGGUGCCAGAAAGGUCUACAGGUCCUUCAGCUCCCGAUCUCGAAGCGGAAGCUGAAUUCAAAGCCGAAGUUGACCUUGACCGCCGUGAACUCAUUUCCAUGUUCCAUCUAUUGAUUCAGGAUGCAAACGCCUUCAUGGAUGUUAUCGAGGAGACAUGGAAGGGGUACAAGGAUGGCCUUGUGGAUCUUGUGUCGUCUUCUAUGACUACCAACACCGCUAUCGAUCUCCUCCGGCGCAUGGAAGGGGAAAUGAAGCCUUUCCUUGACAAAUUUGGUGGUGCGGAAAGCCUCCUUCAGGCGUAUUACUAUGCCCGCUGUCAUCACUUUGGGGAAGAUCCCGACUACAAAGAAAGGCCCGGUGAUGGCUUUAACUUCAAAGUUUGCAGUCAAACGCAAGAUAUUUUUAUCUCAGCGUGGCAGCUUCUCCGAGCGUUCACGGCGAUAUGCAAUCCGGGCCAAACGCCGUUUUAUAAACCGGAAUUUUAUGGAAUCUACGAUCCCGAAAGUAACCGUAAAUUGAAGCUAGCAUGGGAGAGGUUCGCUGAAGAUAUCUGCAUUCACACUUAUCAUCAAACUACGCCUUGCGUUACAAGGUGA